Porites lobata is the source of this 3070-nucleotide messenger RNA. The record is from the annotation of a GenBank genome assembly. NCBI's taxonomy places the organism in Eukaryota, Metazoa, Cnidaria, Anthozoa, Scleractinia, Poritidae.
AUGUCACGCCGGCGCGAGUCACACCGGCCUGAGCUCACCCCGGUUGUUGUACCGGAGCGAGAAUUUUACUGCGGUAAGAAAUUUCGUAACGUUAUUAUGUAAACUCGAAACGACCUGCCGUUUCGUGUGAAAACGGUCUGCCAGUCGACUGGAACUUGUAGCACAUGCGUAGUUUUCGUCAAUUCAGGAUGGCGUCAUCAUGUUGGUCAUGGAACGAGGAAAAACAUUCAAACAUGUAAACGCGAUAUGAAAUCAAGAAGUCAUCCCGGUAUGAAAUUCGCGCCAUUGCGAGUUUUCUCAUGUUAACACCCCCUAAAGCUCAAUUGACCAGCUUUAAGUGAAUUUCAUGUCGAUCGGCCUUUUUCUUGGAGAGAGACCAUUCUCUUAGCUUCUUGGGCAGAUUAAUGCGAGUGACCCGCUUCUUAAGUUACCUGAGCAUCAGUUUGAAAUUGUCAAAAACGGACUAACUUUUCCUCCUUCGGACCAGAAAAUAUCAAUAACAAUUAUUUACGUGUUCCUCUGUGUCUUCAGCUGCUUAGCAUAACACUAUCAAAGCGAGCAUAUAUUCAUAAAUAUUUUGACAGCCUAUUUGCUACCAGAGACGAUUUUUUAAAAGUUUGGUUUUAAAAAUUUCUAACCAGGAGCUUGAGCAGUUGGAGUGCCUGAAAAAACUCCAAGGCAAAAAUUUUCCUGGUGUCUCAUCUUUGAACCUUUACAUGUAUAUUCUAGCGCUUUCAGAUUAUAUUUCAUUAGAGUUUUAGACAUUUUGUAAUAAAGCAGACUAAUUACAACUCUGAGGACUAACACUUUAAUGUGCCGCUUUUGUGCAAAUAUGAAGCAGUUUAGUAUAAAACAUGGGAAUUGCUAUUUCUGUCAGUUGACAAACCUACUUCACGCUGAAAUUGAAUAGAUUUGACGAAUUAUAUCGAAAAAGAUUAAUUUGAAACAACGUAGUUACGCGAUCUUGCCAUAGUGAAGCGUAGUUGUUAUGAAAUGUCAUACAUUUAACACAAACCACAAAAUGGUGAUUUUGCCUAAACAAUCGUGAAAUGUUUAUAUUAAACUACUCAAACACUUAAGACGCAGAAGUUGUUCAUUCGCCAGUUUAACAGCGAAGAUUAGACUUAUUAAGCACAACAAGGAACUGACUACAAUUGCCCUAGAUAACGGAAAAACUUGAGCUGAAACAAAUUUUUUUAACACGACUAGGAACCCUAUAGGUAAGUAUGAAAGCUUGUCGUAACAGAGGUAACUACAAACCAAACAACGGAGGAAUUUUUUUGCCGAUCUAAAAAGUAAAGUAAUUUUGAUUACUUCUCUUGCCUCGUCGAUGAUUAGGUCAGUGGUAGAGAAAAAUUAAUAGAGAUCCCAUACGGUUAGUUUAAGGGGAAUCUUGAAAAACUGAGCUUAAUAAUCAUCAGCUUGAAAUGUGUAUACAGACUUUCUGCUCAAUAUUGCUAAUCGAUUAAAUGAAAAUGGUUUAUUUAGUAGCACACUCUGUGUGCUGUUGAAAACGAGAAUGCCAAUUUCCACUUAGCCUUGCUGAAGACUAAGGCAAUUGGUAGCUGGGUAUUACUGUGAAAAUAGUUCUUUGUCUCGAUCUGUUGAUAAUUUUUUAAAAUACGAAAAGAAUACAGAAAUUAUGGGUCAAGAAACAAUCACAUUUCGGGUGGUUUAGCCUUUUAUCCAUGACUUGCGUUACAUUUAUAACUAACACGAAAGGUUCACCCGUUGAGGCCAUACAGCACAAAGUAUCACAUCUUAUAUGGAUCGGCAGGUGUUGACGCUUUCUUUUGAUUUCCCAUGUUUCGUUUUUAAUUUUUUCCCUGUUUUAAAAAGGGGGCUGGGAGAACCGUGCUGUAGUAUUGACUUAUGAUUGAAGCUGUUUCGCUCUUUCGUAGGCUGUAGAAUGGAGGCAUUAAAUCACACAGAGAGAUCUAACAUAACUGAUCACGAAGGUCCAGAAAGCGACGGAGAUGACUACAAUAACGGGGAAACGGAUAACGUAACAAAGAUAGUCUUCGUUACUGCUUACAUCAUCAUUAUCAUUUUUUCGUUGGUUGGCAAUUCGCUCGUCAUACACCUCGUGCGCACGCGUGGGCAUAUUCGCAAAAACCCUUUCAACUGGCUUUUGGCAAACACGGCUGUUGCUGAUGCGAUAGAUGUGAUCACAGCUUCCUCUUUCUUAUUGCCGCAAUUGCUAGUUGGUUCUCGAUGGAUACCAGGAAUAGUAGGUAAAAUUCUCGUCAAGAUCAUCCCAUACCUCUUGCUCGUCUCCAUUUGUGUUGCCAUCUGGACGCUAACAGUGAUUGCCGCUGACCGGUAUCUGGCUAUUGUAAGCGUCCAACCAGGGUCACUGUCAUCCCGAUCUGUGGUGCGUGUCAUAGUCGCCCUUUGGUUGUGUGGUGGAGUGAUAUUCAGUGGUCAGUUGUACAAGUUUCAAACAGAGGUAACCGAGGACGGAACAACUGAGCGCUAUGACGAUUGGCACGUUUCAGAGAAGACAUCUGAGACUAUCUACAAGGCGGAAAUGAUUUUGAGAUUUGUUUUAACCUAUGCAGCCCCCCUGAUCAUUAUGACAGUCUUUUACUCCUUGAUCGGCCUCUUCUUAUGGAGACAUAAACCACCAGGGCACGUUAACAGACAGGCUUACGCAAAACAGGCAAGAAAUCGUCGGGCAGUUAUCAAGAUGCUGAUCACAGCUGUGACGGUGUUCACCAUCUGCUGGCUCCCAGUACAUGUUGAUCACAUAAUGUCUAAGUUUUACGAAGAGGCGUACGAGGGAGUGCCCACUAUUGUGCAGUAUUUUUUCUACUGGCUUGCUCACGCAAAUGCUGCAAUUCACCCCUGGCUCUUUAUUGCUUUCAGCGAAAACCUAAGGGCGGAAACGAAAGCAAUAUUUCGAUGUGCCUCGUAUUGGACGCCAUAUAGUCAGAAUCAACUACCAGCAACCACGUCGACGCAAAGUCUGAGGGUCACAUCUUUACAGUCAAAACCAUCAACAUAUCUCGCAGCACCAAGGUCCUUCAAUGACAUGAAUUCCAAUCUUGGUCUGGAAACGAAGUUCUGA